AUGUCUCUUCCACCCGCUACAAAGGAUAUUAGCAACCACCCAGUCAAAGGCUCGGUCGUUGAGCCUGUCAACAAAGCGGAGAAAGACGCUGAUGUUGAGAGAAAGCUUCGUCUUUAUGGAGUCAUUGACGCGUUUCGUAAGGGCAAGCUCCCUGCCAACGCUCAGAUUGACAGCACUCUCCGAUAUGUUUUGGACCACUCUCCUGUCAGCAUUGACGAGCUCUCCUCUGAGGGAAAGAGGCUCAUCCAAGACACCCGCGAUAUCAUUAACACUGCUCGUUUAAUGGUCCAAGAAAAGAACGCAGAUGAGCUCUUCCAGAACUUUGUUUGGCAUACGCGAGACGUCCAGGUUGACAAUCUCAAACCUGGCGAUUUGAGCGAGAAGAUUCCGGUUGACGGUGAAAAAGCGAAAGCGGAUGGUGAUGAAGCAGUCAAACAUCUACGAACUCUACUCACUCUUGUCCUCACCAAUUCCGAAGUCCGCAAACUUCUCUCUGAUUUCUCGCUCAUCGGACGUGACCUACUGGCAAAAGGUGCUAGCAAGGCUGCUGAGAUGGUUGCACCGCCAGCGGGUCAGCUUCGCAAUGUCGACCAAUCAGCUCCGAACGACCAGUUCAUCACGGAGAGCGGUCGUGUUGCAGGUCCGAACGAGACUCCCGUUCUCGAAACCAAGGUUCCAGGAACCGACAAGACCGUCCAGCAACACCCUGCUCAUCCUGGACCUAUUCUCAGGCAUGAGGAUGGCACAGAGCAACCAGCGAGUGAGCUUCGAGACCAAGCGCAUAGUCAAACCGCGACGAUGAAGAGCCAAGUCGCCGCUGUGAAGGGAAAGGCAUGGGAGGAUGCCCAGACACAUGCUCAAGAGGUCGCCGACGCGGAGAAUCCUGAGGCAGAGACGGAGGCGAAGAAACGUGGCGUUAUGGAUAAGAUGAGGCAGUUCCGAGACAAUGUCCGCGACGGAUUCAACGAGCGUGUUCCUCAAGAGCAGCAGGAUACCGCACGGGAGAAGGUUGACCGAACCAAGCAAUUCUUCACCGAGGAAUACUUCCCCGAAGAGCGCCGCGACCAGUUCAUCUUCCGCGGCAAGAAGGUCAUCAUGGAAUGCCAGAAACACGAUAAUUAUCAAGAGUCUGUCCGAUGGCUUCUUGGAUUCGUUGAGGAGUACGCCAAGCACGGUCGUACAGCUGCAGUCGCGGGCAAAGACCAUACUCAGGGUGUUACUAAUAACAAACAGCUCAAUAUUUGCAUCUCUGAGCUACGUACUCUCCUAGAGAGGUUCGCGAACAAUAAGUCGCUAGACACCGUCAUCGACGCCAUCAACGUGCUUAUCGACGAUUCUCGCCGUGACGAGUCGUUGAGAGAAUGGUUCAAGUCUGUCAACUUUUACAUUCGCAAGGUUUUGCUCGAGCCUGGCUACGUCCUCGAACCUGAUUGCAACAACUAUGCCAACCGCCUCCGCGAGACCGGCCAUCAAUUCUAUAGCGAGAAGUACCGCGAGGAGUUCGACAAUCUCUUCAACAGUAUUGGAGGCUGGUUCAAGGCAAUGGGUGACGAUCCUCUCAAUAAACAAUUCGGUGAAGACUGGGCUCGUCUCACGAAGGACUUGUUGUUCGACGGCGACGGCAGUCUCAAGUUCAAGCCGGAGUUGUGGAACGACAUCCGCAAGGUUAUUCUGCCAACCCUUAUUGACGAGGCCGGUUACAUUCCAAUCCCGAGAAUCGAGUACAGCGACGAGUCUCUGGAUCUCGUCGUUGAGAACCUCACUUUGCAAGGACGGAACUUAUUCCCCAACAUCAUUGCCCUUGAGGCGCACAACUUCCUCAAGUUCUCGCCCUAUAACGCCAUUACCGACGACUACCACCACCGCAUGACGCUCACUUUCGAACAAAUGCAAGCCGAUAUGCGCGAUGUGGCAUUCUACUACCACAAGAAGACUGGGCUUCCCAAGAUGAAGGAUUCUGGUCUCGCUGACGUCCUUCUCGGUGGAGAGGGGCUGAGUGCAACUGUACACCUCGUAUCCACCCGCCGUGACAAGUCUUCUGUCUUCAAGCAUGACUUCUUGUACAAGACCCUCCGACCACUCGCCACUGGUCUCAUCAAGAAGCAGAUCCAGAAGGCCAUCAAAGACGCGUUGAGGACGGGUCUCGAGUACGUCGACGGCCAGCUGGUGGCCGUCCGUGAUCGGAUGGACACUGCGAAGGUUACCGAGGGCCAGAGUCGUACUGAGGUGCUCAAAGAUCUUUUCAAGAAGAAGAAUGAAGAGGCCUCGCUGAAGUCUGCGGAAUCACGCUCGCAGUUCAAGAUCGUCUCGGACAAGCGGAAUUCGAUAUUGUCGACCGCUGGAAACCCGGCGGGAUGGGUGAAUCGGACUGCGGAGAUGGAGAAGAAGGCUUCUCAGGGAGGAGAGUGGAGGUCCGAGGCUUUCCACAUCGUUCCGUCGAGGAAUUGA
Messenger RNA from Cyclocybe aegerita, 2448 nucleotides. The record is from the annotation of a GenBank genome assembly. Lineage: Eukaryota; Fungi; Basidiomycota; Agaricomycetes; Agaricales; Hemipholiotaceae.